Messenger RNA from Triticum aestivum (bread wheat), 1633 nucleotides. Its product is annotated as putative serpin-Z12. Gene Ontology annotation, molecular function: serine-type endopeptidase inhibitor activity. The transcript has a single exon. NCBI's taxonomy places the organism in Eukaryota, Viridiplantae, Streptophyta, Magnoliopsida, Poales, Poaceae. The coding region runs from base 87 to 1328 and encodes 413 amino acids. The record is from RefSeq and is a predicted model, not a curated record.
CGGCCGCCGCCUCCCGUCGUCCUCUCAUCCCCCGUCGUCUUUAUCAUCUGAUAGACCGAUGGACACCAAUAGAAAACCUUGCCGCGAUGGCGCGAACCCACGGCAAACCCAUUCCGAUUUCGUCCUUCGGGAAGGCCGUCGUACUCUGCUUGGCCCUGUUCGCCGCAUGGCGCCUCUGCUCGACCCUGUUCGCCGACGCGCCUCCUCGUCCUCGUUUCAAUGUCCGCGAUGCGUCGUGCCUGCCUCUCGCCAGGGAGGUCGGCGUCCGGGCGGCCGCCGGCACGGGAAGCAACUUCGUCGUCUCGCCGCUGUCGAUCCACGCGGCGCUCGCCAUGGUGACCGCAGGCGCGCGGGGCGACACGCGUAGGGAGCUCCUGCGAUUCCUCGGUUCAGCGUCGCUCAACGAGCUGCACCGCGCGCCAUCGAACGAGCUCGUCGGCAGGCUCAACGGCAUAGCGCAGACGUCCUUCGCCUGCGGCGUGUGGGUCGACCGGAGGCGGGCGCUCAGGCUAGAGUUCGCGGCCACCGGCGCGUCGCGGUACGGCGCCACGGCGGAAUCCGUGGACUUCGUGUCGGGGGCCGAGCAGGCGAGGCUGCGCGUGAACGCCUUCGUGGCGGACGCGACGAAGCAGCUCAUCCGCGACAUCCUCCCUCCCGGCUCCGUCGACUCGUCCACGGCGGUCGUGCUCGCCAACGCGCUCUACUUCAAAGGAGCGUGGUCUCACCCGUUCGACCUCUUCACGGCGCCGUUCCACGUCCCAGGCGGCACCACCGUGGGCGUGCCGUCCAUGACGACAGGCCGGUCACAGUACAUCGCGCUCUACCCGGGCUUCAGGGCACUCAAGCUGCCCUACAAGAACGACGUACUGCGGCAAGCUGAUGCAUUCUACAUGCUUAUUCUUCUCCCGGACAGCGGCACUCUCAGUCUCGCCGAUAUCUACGACAAGGCGGUGUCGACGCCAGAGUUCAUCAGGAAGCACAAGCCGGUGAAGAAGGUUCCGGUGGGGCGGUUCAUGGUGCCCAAGUUCAAGUUCACCUUCGAGUUCGAGGCGUCGUCGGAUAUGGGAAAGCUUGGUGUCACCAGGGCUUUCAAAGUCGGCGACUUCUCAGGCAUGGUGAGCAGCGGAGAUGGGCAUGGGCAGGUCUCCAUCUCCCGAGUGUACCAUAAGGCCGCCAUCGAGGUGGACGAGCAAGGCACCGUGGCCGUUGCUGCCACGGUCAUACGCAUGGAUGGUAGUGCGUUUGAGAAAAAGGAACCACCGCAUUUGGUAGAUUUUGUGGCGGAUCGGCCCUUCUUGUUUGCCGUGGUUGAGGAGAUGACAGGUUAACUGAAUAAGUACAUGAUUACUCUAUAAAAUGUGGAACACUUAGGUUUUCGAUUUGAGUAAUUGAACAUGUGGAACCAACCUUGUGCACAAGAUUAAUGUCUAGGAACUCAGAAUCCCAACCAAUAAUGGUACAACCAAGGAAGGGCAGGAGAUGCAAGCUAUGAAAUCGUACUCUUCUAGUUAUGCCCUGGCAUUUAAUCUUGGAUAUGAUUUUGUUGAUAUUGUGUCAAAGUCUUAAAGCAAGCAGUCAAUAAUCACUCUUGUCUCUUGGACAGGAAGGAGUGUCCAGCCUUUUACUGUUUUAC